Molecule: messenger RNA, 1579 nt
Organism: Condylura cristata (star-nosed mole)
Lineage: Eukaryota; Metazoa; Chordata; Mammalia; Eulipotyphla; Talpidae
Gene: GDPD3
Product: glycerophosphodiester phosphodiesterase domain containing 3
Exons: 10
Coding region: 535-1533 (332 amino acids)
Biological process (GO): glycerophospholipid catabolic process
Cellular component (GO): endoplasmic reticulum membrane
Molecular function (GO): phosphoric diester hydrolase activity; phosphatidylcholine lysophospholipase A1 activity
Source: RefSeq, a predicted model, not a curated record
UUUCCCGGCCCUGGUAACCUUUCCAUAGCGGACCAGGGUUGAUGGGAAUGUAAGGAGCUCCACACUCCUGGGAAGGAUGGAGUCAGUUUUCCCCUUGGUCACUGCCCUCUCUGGUCUCUGAUGACUGUCUGAAUGGCUGGUGUGAUUCCAGGAUGACUCAGGUGUACCCUGCAUAUUCCCAAAUUCUCUGGAAGUGUCAAGGGUGUUGUAUACUGUGGGAAAGGAGCAGGUUGUAGUGUCCACCGCAGGGGAACCUGUCUCCCCGUGUGGGCCAGAAGAGGGCUGCUGGGGUCUGCGUGGGGCCUUGGGAGGUGAGGACCCAAGUCGCCUGGCCCGUGGACUCCUGCCUCCACUCCAUCUCCGGCGGAGCCCUGCAGCCUGGCGCUGUGCCAGCAGCAGGCUUAGCAGGUCCCAGGGGUGUGGUGGCGGCCAGUGGUGGAGCCAGCCUACAUAGGCCAGCAGUCAGCAAAGCAGCACAGUCCAUCCGGCACUGCUGAGCUUGCUGCCACUGGAGCCCAGACAGGCAGCUUGGCCAUGAGCCCUCUGCUGUACUAUGCUCUGCCUGCCCUGGGCAGCUAUGCCAUGCUCUCCAUCUUCUUCCUGCGCCGGCCUCGCCUGCUGUACACACCUUGGGUUUCAGUCUUCCGUCCCCGCCUGGGGGCCCACCGGGGAGGAUCGGGAGAGCGGCUGGAGAACACCAUGGAGGCCAUGGAGAACUCCAUGGGCCAGAGAGCAGACCUCCUGGAGCUCGACUGCCAGCUCACCAGGGACGGAGUGGUGGUGGUGUCACAUGAUCAGAACCUGUCCCGCCAGUCGGGUCUCAACAGGGAUGUGGGCAGCCUGAACUUUGAGGAGUUGCCCCGCUACAAGGAAGAGCUGGAGGUUUACUUCUCGCCAGGCCGCUUCGCACACGGGUCGGACCGGCGCAUGAUGAGUCUGGAGGAAGUGUUCCAGAGGUUCCCUCAGCUGCCUAUGGCUGUGGAGGUCAAAGGGGACAAUGAAGAGCUCAUUCACAAGAUAGCAGCCCUGGUGAGGCACUUCAACCGCAAUGAAAUCACCAUCUGGGCCUCAGAGAAAAACUCAAUCAUGAAGAAGUGCAAGGCUGCUGAGCAGACUGCUCGCUCUCUCUCUCUCCCACUUCCCCUUACCACUCCCCAGAACCCCGAGAUGCCAUCUUCCUUCACAAUAAGCCGAGGAAUCAGGGUGCUGCUGUUCUAUUACCUGGGGCUGCUGCCCUUCAUCCCCAUCCCUGAGAAGUUCCUCCUCUGCUUCCUACCCACCAUCAUCAACAGGACCUAUUUCCCGUUCUCCAGCCCGGGGCUGAACCAGCUGGCUGCUGUUGUGAGCAGAUGGAUCAUCAUGAGGAAAAGUCUCAUCCAACACCUGGAGCAGCGAGGGGUACAGGUGAUAUUUUGGUGCCUUAAUGAAGAAUCAGAUUUUGAAGUGGCCUUCAAUCUGGGGGCCUCUGGAGUGUUGACUGAUUACCCCACAGCCCUGAGGCAGUAUCUGGACAACCGUGGAGCAGCCCUCUAAGCCAGAGCCCCUCACCUUUUUGUGUCUUCCCUAAUAAAUGCUUUCU